Molecule: messenger RNA, 1550 nt
Organism: Cucumis melo (muskmelon)
Lineage: Eukaryota; Viridiplantae; Streptophyta; Magnoliopsida; Cucurbitales; Cucurbitaceae
Product: 28 kDa ribonucleoprotein, chloroplastic
Exons: 5
Coding region: 145-999 (284 amino acids)
Cellular component (GO): cytosol
Molecular function (GO): mRNA binding
Source: RefSeq, a predicted model, not a curated record
UAACAUUUCAAACCUUGAAUGGAUUAUGUUUCUUCCGGUUUAUGACCCGACCCGGCUUUUUCCGUCAAUGGCGCUAUCCAAAGCUAAUCCAUACGCCCACAGUGGGAGAGAAAGAGGGAACGAAGCUUCUUCUUCAUCUCAGCCAUGGCUAACCUUGCGACCUCCUUAACCUUCUCUUCUUCUUCUUCUCCUUCUCUAUGGAUCCUCAAACAUAAAUCUCCAAAUUACUGUACAUUCAAACAACUGCACUCUUUCCCUUCAUCCUUUCACUUCGACUACACGAAGCUCGUUUCUCUAAGGCAUAACCAUGGGGAAAGGUUUCCAGUGCUUUUCACUGUUCUUGACAAUGAAUCUGCGCUUACGGAGGAGGCCAUUGUGGAAGGUGAUGUUAAGAGCGAAGGUAGCGUUUCAAAUCAGGAAGUGAAAAAGCUAGCACGUCCUUGUGAGCUGUACGUUUGUAAUUUGCCGAGGAGUUGCGACAUUGCGGAGCUGGUCGAGAUGUUUAAACCUUAUGGCACAGUCUUGGCUGCUGAGGUUUCUCGGAAUCCAGAGACAGGCAUAAGCAAGGGAUGUGGCUAUGUCACAAUGGGUUCAAUAAACUCGGCUAAAGUUUCAAUUGCAGCAUUAGAUGGUUCUGAUGUUGGCGGACGUGAAAUGCGCGUUAGAUUUGCUGUUGAUAUGAAUCCCAAAAAUAGGAACCUUAAUAACUUGAAUUCAUCACCCAAGAAGAAUAUAGUAUAUGAAAGUCCUUACAAAGUAUAUGUCGGAAAUCUUUCGUGGGAUGUCCAACCUGGAGACCUGAGGAACCUUUUUAGCAGAUUUGGAACUGUGGUCAGUGCAAAAGUUUUGAACGAUCGUAGAGCUGGAAAAAGCCGCGUUUAUGGGUUUCUAUCGUUUUCUUCAGCUGCGGAGCGUGAUGCAUCGAUUUCUUUGGAUGGAACAGAGUUCAACAAAAGGAAGCUUGUUGUUAGAGAAGGUUUCGAAAGGAGCGAAUCUUGAAUGCAGUUAGUCUUCUUGCACAAGCCAACUAAAGUCAUGAACACUAUGGAAGAAUUGUUCCGAAACUUCCUCUGGAUAGGUAACAAUGACGGUAAGAGUCUUCAUCUUGUCAAGUAGGAAAAUCUCUCCUUCAUCCCAAGGAGAAAGAGAAGGGCUCGGCCGAAAGGAUCGGAAUAGAGCCCUCCUAGCAAAAUGAAUUUGGCAUUAUCAAUGUGAGAAAAUAACUAUGGUACCACGCCUCUCGACAACUAACUGGGCAGCAACUCGCAAGCGUUCAUGGAAAGCCAUUACGGAACGUUGCUCUCUGAUUCAUGAUAGAAGAUCCUAUGCUUUUGAUGAUGAACCCCCUCUGGCAGGACUUUAUGGGUUGGAUAUGAAUCUCUUGCGAGAAAUAUCCCUUUUUUUUUUUUAUAUAUAUAUAUAUAUGUUAAUCUUUUACCUUUUUCUCGGCGAAGAGAGUGUGACCGUGCGUCUAGAUUGAAUUUUUAAAUAUCUAUAAACAUUUUUUAAACAUUUAGAAAGUUAAUUUAAGCAUACCGUAGGAACCAAAA